Castor canadensis (American beaver) is the source of this 554-nucleotide messenger RNA. The record is from RefSeq and is a predicted model, not a curated record. NCBI's taxonomy places the organism in Eukaryota, Metazoa, Chordata, Mammalia, Rodentia, Castoridae.
UCGGCCGCUUCCCGGCCUUCUCGGCUGGAUUCUCUCGCUUGGUUUUGGUGAGGUCCGGGAAGUAGGACGAGGAAGCGCCGACGAGGAAGCACGAGGUCCCCACACGGUCCAGCGGAGGCUACCAGGGCGGGGUCGGCCAGAGGACUUGGGAAAGGACCAGACCGGAAAUGGAGGUUUCCAUGGUAACCCCGGAGCGGGUUGCCUGGGAGACGACCCCUUUCGAUGUCUCUUGACUGUGCCGAAGCGUCACCUGCGAGGCGGAUCCGACAUCCUGCGCUGUCUUCUGCCAUGAUUCCCGGGAAAUACCGCUCGGUUUCGGGCCGGGCUGCGAACAACGUGAACUGUGGGCUUCAUCUGGUUAUUCAAGCAUCAACGCUUCCUGAGAAAAACAAAGUUGAAUUCAGGAUUAAUAGAGAAACACCAUCAUUUCCUGGUAGACUUUUACAACAUGAUCUUGAAAGAAACUACUCCAGUAGGCAAGGUAUUGUCGGUGAGUAGAGAUCAGAUGUAGUUAAUCCUUUUUGAGUAAUAUUAAUUGUUUAAUGAUGCUGAGU